UGGUCUCCGGCUGUAGCGUUUAAAUCUCGCGCGCUUCACUUGGAUAGGCUACUUCUUAGAGUGGUUGGCUGUCUGCGAGCCGCCACUCCUCCUCGCCUUCUUCCGCGGGCAAAAGGUUUUCAAAUUCGACCAAUCGGCGAGCGCGCUCCAUCAGCCGUGGCGCGUCACCGACGGGUUAACCGCAACCAACCGGAGGCGGGUAUUAGAGAAAAGAGCCAAUCAGGAGGGCGCGGAGGUGUGCCCUGGGGGCUUAUAAGGGCGGCCCCUGGGCGCGCGCGGCGGCAGUUGGACUGCGGCGGAGCUAUACACCGUUCCUCUACCUCGCGCGUCAUGUCGGGCCGCGGCAAGACCGGCGGCAAGGCCCGUGCCAAGGCCAAGUCGCGCUCAUCGCGCGCCGGCCUCCAGUUCCCCGUGGGCCGCGUGCACCGGCUGUUGCGGAAGGGCCACUACGCCGAGCGGGUCGGCGCCGGCGCUCCGGUGUAUCUGGCGGCGGUGCUCGAGUACCUCACCGCUGAGAUUCUGGAGUUAGCCGGCAACGCGGCCCGCGACAACAAGAAGACGCGGAUCAUCCCCCGCCACCUGCAGCUAGCCAUCCGCAACGACGAAGAGCUCAACAAGCUUCUCGGCGGCGUGACUAUCGCCCAGGGAGGUGUUCUGCCCAAUAUCCAGGCCGUGCUGUUGCCCAAGAAGACCAGCGCCACCGUGGGGCCGAAGGCGCCCGCGGGCGGCAAGAAGGCCACCCAGGCCUCCCAGGAGUACUGAGGAGCGCCCGCACCGGCCCCGGCCGCCCGGCCCUCCCCAUGCCGCCACAAAGGCCCUUUUAAGGGCCACCACAGCC
Ceratotherium simum simum (southern white rhinoceros) is the source of this 838-nucleotide messenger RNA. RefSeq names its product H2A.X variant histone (gene H2AX). The record is from RefSeq and is a predicted model, not a curated record. Gene Ontology annotation, molecular function: structural constituent of chromatin; protein heterodimerization activity; DNA binding. Lineage: Eukaryota; Metazoa; Chordata; Mammalia; Perissodactyla; Rhinocerotidae. Gene Ontology annotation, cellular component: nucleosome.